Molecule: messenger RNA, 3055 nt
Organism: Colletes gigas
Lineage: Eukaryota; Metazoa; Arthropoda; Insecta; Hymenoptera; Colletidae
Exons: 5
Coding region: 458-1618 (386 amino acids)
Source: RefSeq, a predicted model, not a curated record
AUAACUACUUUUAAUUGACCUAAUAUAUGCAAUAUCACAUGAUAUGUACAUACAGGAUAAGUGGGGGAUGGCAACAUGCAUGGAGGACUUCAGUACCUCGCAUCAUGCGGAGUGGUGGAAGAAGCAACGAAACAAUAGCAGCAUUCGUUACUUUCCCUACCAUUUUACACGGUUCGAGGUAUUAAAGGCCUCCAUGCCAUUAAAAAUAGAGUUUAGCUUAGUUUUUAGGCUACGCUAAUUCCACUAUCGUGAGUUUGUGUAAAAAAACCGGCUCAUGGAAACACGCCAUUAUCCUCCCUUACUCUACAGUGGCUCCAUCUCCAUCAUCGAGAAUUUGAAUCUGAAAAACAACUUUCAAGUGUUUCAACCGCUACUUCUGUACGUGCCAAAGUGCGUCGGAACUUACGAGCUCUUUAUUGCUUGUAUUUUGUAAUUUUCGUCUUCUCAAGUGCAUAAAAUGUCUCACUCGUCAAGAAUUAAACGCAUAAAAAAAGAUGCAAUAACACAAACAAGUGAUAUAGAUACUAUAUCAGAAAUAGUACGUUUGCAGGAAUUGGUCAAACAUCUGACAAUAGAAAAUGAAAGAUUAAAAAAGUAUGCUUUUAAUAGUAUGAUGUUGACAGAGAAUCAAACUAAUGUACAGAAUCCUUCCACAUCUGCACAAAAUGUACAAAGGAAAUCUAAUAAACAUGUAUUCUGUGGUUGCAAAUCUAAGAAAAGCUGUUCCACUAAAGCAUGUGGAUGCAUAAAAAAAGGUGUUCCGUGUGGUGAAUUGUGUAAAUGCAAUAGUGUUUCCUGCAAAAAUCUGAGAAACGCAGACCAAAAUAAAGAAAAUGUGGAACACUCUGAUACUACCACAUUCCAUGAAGAUAUCUCUGGUUCAAAGAAUAUUUUUCACAAUUCAACUUCUACAGAAUAUCUUACUGUACCAACAUACUUUAAUAGUUCUGAACAGGUAACAUCUGUUUCAAAUGAUGAAGAAAAAGAAAAAGAAGAUAAAGAUAGUAGAGAUAUACAGAUUAAUGACAAAAUCUGUCAAAGUGGUAUAUCACUAAGAAAAAAUAGGUCUAAGAGAAACAAUUCUAAAAGAGGGAAACAAAAACAGAGUGAUACAGACAUAAAAGAAGAAACAUUGAAUAUGUGCAGUCCUAAUGAAAUACCUGUUUGUAUGGAUGAAGAAUUGAAACAAGUAGAAUUGAAAAUAGAAGAACGAACAAAUGAAAAUUUUGAAAAUAUAGGACAAGGUAUGACAACUCCAAAAUAUAAUCGAAGCAAAGCAGCAGUGAGUUCAGUCAAUGAGAUGAGAAGAAAGAAUAAUACAAAUACUAAUUUAAAGGAAGAAAAUGAUUUUAAUCCUAUGAAACCUACAUACGAAUUACCCAGAACACCGCCUAACACUAAUAGCGACGUGAGUUCGCGCAAUAUCUCGGAAGUAUCAUUACCAACAUCCUUUAUUAUAAUGGAGACUGAAGAAGAACUUCCAUUGCCUGAAGAGUUCAACCUGCCUCAUGUAAAUUGGGAAGAAUAUCACUCGCAGCUUGUAGAGUGUAAUAAGUGUAGUAGAAAGUUUCAUCCAUUCAGAAUCAAGAAGCAUCAGGCCUGCUGUAAAAAAGUCUAAGCUGUAAUUUCGCGGUAAGGCGCUCAGUUCUCCUAACAUUCUCCUAAUAAUGUAAAUUUGUCGAUGCAUUUUUUACCGAUUUUUCAAACAAAGAUCAGUUCAUUUAUAAAGUUUCAAACACUAUUUAUAUGAGAGAUGGCUAACUUUUCAAAUGCCCGUAUUUAUACAUUGUUGGACAGGUUCAAUAAGAAAAUGAAUUUGUUACAACUUUGGCCCAUUCACUGUAAUUAUACAGAUCAGAAUCUACUAUACAAUAUUUUUUAAAUAUCAACUAACAGUAUAAUAGAACUAGCUACCUACAACAAUGUAUAUAUAUAUAUACAUAUGUAUAUAUACAUUAUUUAAUAUCAUUUGUUACAUUUGCAACCAUAGAUUGCAAAUUUAUUAGAUUUCUUUCGUAUAUUUUGUGCAGGCGUGGAUUCUCUGUUAACGACAUAGCGUUCAAAGCAUACUUUUUUUAAACUUUCAUUUUCUAUUAUCAGAUGACUGAUAAAUUCCUGCAAGCAUACUAUUUCUGAUAUAGCAUCUAUAUCACUUGUUUGUGUCUUUGCAUCUUUAUCUAUGCUGAAAGUAAUAAAUAAUUGUUAAAGCUAAAAAUAUCUUUUUUAUUAUGUAUAUAUACAUAUGUGUAUAUAUAUAUAUAUAUAUCUAUGUAUGUAUAAUGAUGAUUGGUAUUUUUCCACGUACACGUACGAAUCCAUACAUACCCGUACUUAACAUUGGUUAUUAGGAUAUUCCACAUAUGAUUUUCUAAAUUCUACUUAUUAUACAUCUUUACGUGAAUUAUACGUUAUAUGUUUUUUUUUUUGGUUUUUUUUUUUUAUAGACUUCUAUAUAUGUACAAUUUGAAGUCGAAUAUGCCUCGUCAGUUUGUCGGAACUACAUAAACUCUAAUACAUGACAUCAUAAAACUAAUAGCGGCCCGCUUUUUCCUAAUGCUUGAGAAAAUACAAUUUUAUGCAUCCUGACAAAACGACUUUUUUUGACAGUCUCUUUGAGAAGUUAUAUACUCAUUAUAGCUAUACACAUAUUACACAACGCAUAUCUAACUGGAGUUCGUAUGAUAGCAGAAUUAAAAGAAUCGAAACAAGUUAAAUCGUAUUAUAAAAUAUUGUUAUAUACACAUAAGAGGAAAGCAAUAUUGUCAAAUACAUAUAGAAAUAAAUUUUAUUUUAUAUCACUUAGUAUGUAUGCAUAUAUUGUAUCAUUCAUACGCAUAUAUUAUCAGUUUGAUAACGCGUAUAAACAAUAUAAUGUACGCACAUAAUAUUAUGCAAGUUUACUCUUUUAAUCCCGCCUUCGAUAUUAUGUAGCGCAAUAAUUGCACAAUUUAAAAUACGUUUUAAUAUUGAACAUUGCCCUCAUUGAUUGUAAUAAAAUGUAAUAAAAUACACAAUAAAUUGUAUAUAAAGAUCUAUUUUAUAAUACAUGUGGUAC